GGGGUCUGUAGCCCCGUGGGCAGCGGCGGCAGGAGACGGAACCCCUGCUGGCUCCCGUCCUGUCCCGGGACAUCCAGGGUCGGGCGCGACUGUUCCUCGGAUACGGACGGCAGGCGCCCAGCCCCGCGGAGGGAGGGCCUGGCGAUGGGUGUGAACGUACUGACGUGUUUCCCCUGGUACAGCAGGCGCAAGGAGCGCAGCAAGAUCACCAAGGGCCAGAGCCUGCAGGGUUCUGUGACCACACUGGCCUCCGUCCGCCAAAUCAAGCCCGGAGCUGUCGAUAACUGCGCUUACUUCAGCGAGAAAGCACGGGUGUCCUUCAGACACGAGCUGAACUCGCCCACCUCCGUCAUCAACUCCACCAACUGACGCCGCAGGACUCCGGCCCAAGUUGUGCCCCUCACUGUGAGACCGUUCAGCCUGCAGGGUGGGACUGGGGAAGUGUGCAGACCCCCGGCACCCCGUCCAUUGAUGUGACCUGGUCUGUGCAUGGAGCGUUCUCAUUCCCACUGGACGGGGGAGAACGCUGACAGCCUUUGUCCUGGAUGGCUCCACUUGUUCCAUCCCACUCCCGACCUGUGCCUUGUAGCUGAGGGAAAGGCGUUGGGAUGUCCGGAGGUGAGUCGCUCGCUGUCGGAUCCCCGGCCUCCUCUCGCCAAAGCAUUUAUGUGGCUGGUCAUACAGUCCCAGAGCACGAAAGUAGGCCCUUUGGCCCACCGUGGUCAUGCUGGCCAUCAGGUACCUGUCUAAACUCACCCCAUGGUCCAGCACUCGGCCUGUGGUCUUCAGUGAGGGCUCCGGUCAGCUUGCUUCAUAACAAGGGCGGUUCGCGUACCUCGUCUCUUCUGUCCGUCCCACCUUCAGACCACCGACCGCAGUGACCCGGCACCGGGGAGCAGGUGAAUGCGGGGCAGGCGCUGCCAGUGAACCGUGCCUCAGGCUGCUGACCGAGGCUGGCUGGACCGUCACCGCCCGGCCCUUGUACUCAGGGCUGGCGGGUUACACUUGCUCAAUAAACUCCUUGUCAGAACGAGCUGGAACCGUCCUUCCGGGGCCCGGGGAGGCAGGAGCCGGGCGCUGGGUGCGGAGCUGCCGCCCCAGUCCCGGGGCUUCGGGGACAAAUCCGUGGGAGGGGAACCAAUCGGCGAGGUGAGCUUGAUCCAA
Pristis pectinata (smalltooth sawfish) is the source of this 1164-nucleotide messenger RNA. RefSeq lists its product as uncharacterized. The transcript has 3 exons. The record is from RefSeq and is a predicted model, not a curated record. The coding region runs from base 145 to 369 and encodes 74 amino acids. Lineage: Eukaryota; Metazoa; Chordata; Chondrichthyes; Rhinopristiformes; Pristidae.